AUGGGAAAAAUUGGCACAUCUGUAAACUCAAAGAAACGACACAACCCUUUGCAUAGAGAUAUUAUAUCAGCAAGUGGUAAGUUGAGAGCAAAUGAGUCUCGAAGCUUAGAUAACCUGAAGGACAGUGACGGGUUUUACGACGCUAAGAUAUCGAGGAGAAUUUUAAGUUUGGCAAGGUCUCAGCAGAGUGAGUUGGACAAUGAAAAUAUCACCAACUCGUUUGAAAAAGAGAAUUAUUCAGAAUCUGAUUCUUCUAGCGCAAGAUCUGAGGAGGAUCAUUUUGAGAAUAGUUUAAACAAUGCUUCGCAUGGCCUAGAGUAUGAGGAAACUCAAGACAUCUGUCUCGAGAAUGAAAAGGAUCGGAAACUUGUGGACACUUUUUUUGGAGACGCCAACAUCGGCGUGGAAACUCUAGCUGACAAGAUCUUAGCAAAGAUUCAUGAAAAAGAGUUGAUGAAAGAAACGCAUAACGAAGGGCCUUCCAGUAAUGAGGGUGUUCUUCUUCCGCCCAAGGUUAUCGCCGCAUAUGGAAAGAUUGGCCAAAUACUUUCAACUUAUCGCCACGGAAAACUACCCAAGCUUUUCAAAGUUCUUCCAACACUCAAGAAUUGGGAGGACGUUUUGUUUGUAACAAAUCCAGAAUCGUGGACUCCUCAUGCGGUCUGCGAAGCAACAAAAUUAUUUGUUUCCAAUCUUACUGCUAAUGAUGCUCAGAUUUUUGUGGAGAGCGUUCUACUUCCUAAGUUUAGGCAAUGCAUUGAAGAUAGCGAGAACCACUCACUCGAUUAUCACUUGUACCGGGCGUUGAAAAAAUCUUUAUACAAACCUGCUGCUUUUUUUAAAGGAUUUUUACUACCUCUAGUCGAUGAUCAAUGUACUCUUCGUGAAGCCAUGAUCGCUGCUUCUGUGUUGGCGAAGGUAUCUAUUCCGUCAUUGCAUUCAUCAGUCGCACUCACUCAAUUGUCGCAGAGAGACUUCACACCUGCCAGAACAGUAUUCAUAAGAGUCCUUCUUGAAAAGAGAUACGCACUUCCAUAUCAAACUUUGGACGACCUCGUUUUUUAUUUCAUGAAAUUUAGGCGAAUAUCCGCAGAAAACGAUACACCUUCUGAAGAGGAUAUCGCGCUUCCUGUUGUUUGGCAUAAAGCUUUUUUAGCAUUUGCACAACGUUACAAAAACGACAUCACCGAUGACCAAAGAGAUUUUUUACUUGAAACUGUGAGACAAAGAUUUCAUUAUGCCUUGGGACCCGAAAUUAGACGAGAACUUUUGUCAGGCAAGAGUCGCCUCGGAACAGAUGACGCAUGA
This is a messenger RNA of Candidozyma auris, 1308 nucleotides long. RefSeq names its product snoRNA-binding rRNA-processing protein ENP1 (gene ENP1). The transcript has a single exon. Bases 1 to 1308 code for a protein of 435 amino acids. Gene Ontology annotation, cellular component: cytoplasm; nucleolus; preribosome, small subunit precursor. Lineage: Eukaryota; Fungi; Ascomycota; Pichiomycetes; Serinales; Metschnikowiaceae. Gene Ontology annotation, biological process: rRNA processing. Gene Ontology annotation, molecular function: snoRNA binding. The record is from RefSeq and is a predicted model, not a curated record.